AACUUUCAAUCUUUGGGAUAACGAACUAUCUUUUGUUGAAGAUCUGUUAGAAAAAGAUGUACGAAAUAAUUCUGCAUGGAACCAGAGAUAUUUUGCAAUCUUUUAUAAUCCUACCAAACCUAGUGAAGAAUUUUUAAAGAAAGAAGUUGAAUAUGGUAUAUCCAAAAUUAAGUUGGCUCCUAAUAAUAUCAGUCCAUGGAAUUAUAUUAAAGGAAUUAUCGCAAAGUCUAACAUAGAAAUUACUGUAUUGGAAGAGCUUUGUAAAACAUAUUCCCAGUCAGAUACUAUAUCACCACAUGCACUUGGAUGUCUUGUCGACAUUUAUGAAGAUCAUGUCAAGCGUGGUUUGACAGAUAAAAAAGAAUUAGGAAUUAAGACUUGUAUUCUUUUGGCAGAGAAGCAUGACACUAUUCGCAAGAA
Ambispora leptoticha is the source of this 420-nucleotide messenger RNA. Lineage: Eukaryota; Fungi; Glomeromycota; Glomeromycetes; Archaeosporales; Ambisporaceae. The record is from the annotation of a GenBank genome assembly.